AUGAAGUUCCUCGCUGGCCUUGCUGCUCUCGUCUCCGUCGCUGCGGCGGCGCCAUCCGCGCCGACGCCUCUCGAUGUGAAGCUUGAGAUGACGGGCAACACUCUUGUCAAGGCCACCAUCACCAACCAUGGCAAGAACAACCUGAGGAUCUUCAAGGCCGGUACUAUCCUGGACAAGUCGGCCAUCAAGAAGGUGCAAAUCACUGGCGAGGGCAAGGGCGUCGCCUUCCACGGCAUGCGUCAGCGCAUCAGCACCCGCAACAUCAAGGAUGGGGCAUUCGAGAGCAUCCCAGCCAGCCAAUCCAUCUCGGUCACCUUCGACGUCGGCCACGUCCAUGACCUCUCGGCGGGCGGCAAGUACAACCUUCUCGCCCGCGGCAUCCUUCAGUUCGCCCACGAGGGGGACAACAAGCUCGUCGGAUCCGUCCCCUUCCACUCCAACGAGCUCGAGGCGAUCGUCGACGGAGCCAAGGCCGCCUCCGUGCUCGACGCGUUCGUGCAGAAGAAGGCCAAGCGCGCCGAGCUGCAGAGCGACUGCACCGGCGACAGGCUCGCCGUGACGCAGUUGGCGCUGGAGAACUGCGUGCAGCUCGCAGAGGCCGCCGCCGAGGUCGCCCGGUCCGGCGACGCCGGCAAGGUCGAGGAGUACUUCAAGUCGUCAGACGACGAGGUGCGCGACAUCGUCGCCGACGUCUUCACCAAGGUCGCCGACGAGUGCGGUUCCACGGAUAGUGGCGUCUCCCAAUACUACUGCACCGACGUUGACGACGGGUGCUCGGAGGGAAUCCUCGCCUACACGGUCACCUCCGGGGACAGGAGCUACCAGGCAUACUGUGACCUGUACUUUGACACCCUGGUCGACCUUUCGUCCACGUGCCACGACCAGGACAAGGCCACGACGACACUCCACGAGACGACACACGUGAGUCGGGUCAAGGGGACCGACGACCUUGGCUAUGGCUACGAUACCAUCAUGCAGCUCUCCACUGAGGACGCCCUCAACAACGCCGAUACCUACACGCUCUUCGCCAACGCGAUCUACUCGGAGUGCUAA
This is a messenger RNA of Purpureocillium takamizusanense, 1053 nucleotides long. RefSeq names its product Deuterolysin. Lineage: Eukaryota; Fungi; Ascomycota; Sordariomycetes; Hypocreales; Ophiocordycipitaceae. Gene Ontology annotation, biological process: proteolysis. The record is from RefSeq and is a predicted model, not a curated record. The transcript is spliced from 2 exons. Gene Ontology annotation, molecular function: metalloendopeptidase activity. The coding region runs from base 1 to 1053 and encodes 350 amino acids.